Messenger RNA from Salvia splendens (bonfire salvia), 1405 nucleotides. Its product is annotated as GABA transporter 1. Lineage: Eukaryota; Viridiplantae; Streptophyta; Magnoliopsida; Lamiales; Lamiaceae. The record is from RefSeq and is a predicted model, not a curated record. Bases 1 to 1314 code for a protein of 437 amino acids. The transcript is spliced from 6 exons.
AUGGCGGAGGAGAACCCUGAAACUCCCACCACCGCCAAAGAUGUUCAACACCAAACAUCCAAAGGCAGCUGGGCUCACGCCGCCUUCCACGUGGCCACCACCAUCGCCACCCCCGCCGCCUACGCCCCUCUCCCCUUCGCCGUGGCCUCUCUCGGCUGGCCUCUCGGGGUGGUGAGUUUAGUUGGAGGGACUCUCUCCACAUGGUAUUCAAGUCUCCUCAUUGCUUCCCUUUGGAGAUGGGAUGGCAACUCCCACACCACCUACACACUUCUUGCCAAAUCCAUCUAUGGAUCAUGGGGUUACUGGUCUAUUGCCUUUUUCCAGCAGGUGGCUUCUCUUGGCAACAACAUAGCCAUCCAAAUUGCUGCUGGCAGCAGCCUCAAGGCAGUGUACAAGCACUAUGAUCCAGAUGGUGGCUUGAAGCUGCAGCAUUUCAUAGUCUUCUUCGGUGGAUUCGAGCUCGCCCUCUCUCAGUUCCCGGACAUUCACUCGCUCAGGUGGCUGAACGCGCUCUGCACCCUGAGCACCAUCGGCUUUGCCACCACCGUCAUUGGGGUGACCGUGUAUAGUGGCGUUGCAGGGAACAGGGGGGAUCGGAGCAUGGUCACGUAUGGCUUGGAAGGGAGUUCGUCUGAUAAGGUGUUCAGGCGCUUCAGCGCACUAGGAGCAAUCGCCUUCUCGUUUGGAGAUGCAAUGCUCCCGGAGAUACAAAGCACGGUGAGGGAGCCGGUGAAGGCUAACAUGUAUAAAGGUGUAUCGUCCGCGUACUCUGUCAUUGCUGUGACCUACUGGCAGAUAGCGUUUCUGGGCUAUUGGGCAUUUGGUGCGGAUGUUGAGCCUUAUAUCGUGGCUUCUCUUACGACGCCUCAAUGGACCCUCGUCGUUGCCAAUCUCUUUGCAUUUGUUCAGAUUUUGGGAUGCUAUCAGAUUUACUGCAGGCCAACAUAUGCAUACUUUGAAGGGAGGGUGGCGGCGGCCAAGAACAGCAGGCUCCGUGGCUGUGUGCAUCGCCUCGUGUACACCUUCGUGUACAUUGCUCUGAUAACGCUUGUUUCCUCAGCCAUGCCGUUCUUUGGGGAUUUUGUUUCUAUAUGUGGAGCUGUUGGCUUUACGCCGUUGGAUUUUGUCUUCCCCGUUGUGGCUUACAUGAAGGCGGGUAAGAUGCCGAGGAGCAGGAAGCUUCGCCUCCCGUUGCUGCUCUUCAACACGGGUAUUGCUGUCUGGUUUUCGAUAGUGGCGGUGUUGGGUUGCGUAGGAGCAGUCAGAUACAUCAUCCAGGAUACUAGGACAUACAGCUUCUUUCAUGAUAUGUGAAACACACUCACACGCUUAGCAUACACAGGCUCUGCUUGUAUCAAACUUACAUGUUUAAUUGCAUUUUCCAAUAUAAUCUUCUUCUUGAUUA